Messenger RNA from Didymella exigua CBS 183.55, 604 nucleotides. RefSeq lists its product as uncharacterized. Bases 241 to 549 code for a protein of 102 amino acids. The transcript has a single exon. Lineage: Eukaryota; Fungi; Ascomycota; Dothideomycetes; Pleosporales; Didymellaceae. The record is from RefSeq and is a predicted model, not a curated record.
AGCCACAGAACAUCAUUCCGCCAGCUCAUCGAGCCAUGUUCGAGAGAUGGUGUAAUUCUCCGUACCGUUUUUGGAGCGAACGCACAGAGUCGUUCCCACUUCCGGAUAGCGGGAGGACAAUGACUGAGUGCAAACACGCGACUUGAUGCUCUCAUUUCGAGUUAAGAAGUCGCGUACUACGAUGGGUGAAGACAUAGGUGAAGACGUGCUUGGGAUGUCGUCGGUAGCGCACGGUGAUGGAUGACGAAGGGGCGUGGUGUGGCCAGCCACGGUUGUCUCAAAGCAGGCUGCCUGUUGAUAGAUGGCUUGAAGUCCUGUGGUCUGUCACGAAGAUGUUUGCAGAUCCACAGCCAUCGCUUGUGCGAUCGGUAUAGGGUCACUUUUAUGCUCAACUGUCCUCGACAGUUGAUUUCCAGCCGAACAUUUAUCAAUCCAUCAUCUCCUUACCUGCCGUCUAAGCAGAUAGCAAGGGUAAGAGAUGACAACCCUAGCAUGGCACUAGACAGGACGGAGGAAUUCAAACAGCAGAAGAAGCAGCCAACUACCUAACCCCCUCGAUCUACAAUCCCCCAAACACACACGAAGGAGCACCAAAGCCCCCCGU